Amaranthus tricolor (Joseph's coat) is the source of this 705-nucleotide messenger RNA. RefSeq names its product probable transcriptional regulator RABBIT EARS. Bases 1 to 705 code for a protein of 234 amino acids. NCBI's taxonomy places the organism in Eukaryota, Viridiplantae, Streptophyta, Magnoliopsida, Caryophyllales, Amaranthaceae. The transcript has a single exon. The record is from RefSeq and is a predicted model, not a curated record.
AUGAAAAGAAUUAACAAAAGAUCAUGUUCACCGUUAUGGGAUAAUUAUCAAGAAAAAGAAGAUCAUGCAAUUUGUGGGUCCCAUGGAGUACGGCUAAUUUGGCCUCCAAGAUCAUAUUCGUGUAGUUUUUGCAAGAAGGAGUUUAAAUCAGCUCAAGCUCUUGGAGGACACAUGAAUGUUCAUAGAAGAGAUAGAGCUUUACUCAAACAAGUCAAGAUCAUCACUUCUAAUGAUGAUGAUCAUCAUCAUCAUAUUGAUCAUGAUCAUGAUCAUGUGAUGAUGAGUUCUUCAAAAUCAAUGCUUUCACAAAACCCAUCUCAAAUUUGUAACCCUAGUAAUAAGACUAAUAUUGUAGCUCAUAAUCAUCUAUCUGAUCUAUCUAGGGUUUCUACUAAUUAUUCAAAUAAUGGGGUUAAGAAGGUGAUUAGUGGUACUAAGGAUGUUGUGAAAGAUGAUUAUUCCAUGGGGUUAGAUUUAACUAUAGGGGCAUACCAAAAAGAGGGUGAGUGUUUGAAGAACAAGAGGUUUAAGAAAAUUAAUGGUGAUUCUAAUCUAAUUGGUUUAUUUCCAUUAUUUGAAGAGAUUAAGUGUUCUAAUGCUAAUGAUUGUGAUUUAUUAAUGCCGGCUAUUUGGAGUAAUGGGAAAUCUAAAGAGGAGCUUGAUCUUGAGCUUAGACUUGGUGAUGCAUCUUACAAGGUCAAGUAG